Capronia epimyces CBS 606.96 is the source of this 2199-nucleotide messenger RNA. RefSeq lists its product as uncharacterized. Gene Ontology annotation, molecular function: serine-type endopeptidase activity. Gene Ontology annotation, biological process: proteolysis. Bases 1 to 2199 code for a protein of 732 amino acids. NCBI's taxonomy places the organism in Eukaryota, Fungi, Ascomycota, Eurotiomycetes, Chaetothyriales, Herpotrichiellaceae. The record is from RefSeq and is a predicted model, not a curated record. The transcript is spliced from 2 exons.
AUGACGGUCCGAAAGAAAUAUACACCUGAGGUUCUCUUGAGUGCUCCAAGGAGGUCAGCUGCCCUUCCCAGCCCGGAUGGGAAGCUUGCAUUGUACACACAAUCCACCUACUCUUUCGACACGCAUUCCCGGACAAGUGAAAUAUGUGUCCUAGAUCUGACCACCGGUCAGUCGGUCACCGUCAGCAAAGACGCCAAAGCGACAGAGCCGCGAUGGACGGGGACAGGCUUUGAAGUAGUUUGGUUGAAGGAAUGCGAAAAUGGAAAUACAAGCUUUGUCGUUACCGACGCCACCCUUCCAGGGAAAUGCUACACUGCCGGUACCGUACCCGGCACAGUAUCAAAUCUCAAGCUCUUCAUCACCGAACCUGGUAAGGUGGCUGUUGCUGUUUCGGGGCAGGCCAAUCCUGAUGGAAGCCUCCACAAUCCAAAAGGUGCCCAGAAACAGCAUAGUUCCGCACGCCUCUACGAUUCGCUCUUCGUCCGGCAUUGGGACACUUAUGUCACCGACCAGCGCAACACCAUUUUUACAGGAUUGCUGCAGAAAUCACAGCCCAUGGUUACGUCGCGACAAGGGCGUUAUAGCUUGCUUGGCUUCCACAAUGCUCUCCAGGGGACCGGUCUGGAAUGCCCAAUUCCGCCCUUUGGAGGGAGCGACCACUUCGACAUCGGGUCGACCGGACUAACCAUCGUGGCUAAGGAUCCUACUCUUGACCCAGCAACGCAUACCAAGUGUGAUUGCUAUUUCAUCCCCAAGAAAGAUGUCAUGGACAUGAGCCCACCAAACUUUCGCAAAAUCCAUAUCCCUGGAUUCUAUGGUGCCGCCUCCUCUCCCGUGUUCUCACCUAGUGGCGAAUCCUUGGCAUAUCUUCACAUGGCGACUGACGGCUAUGAAAGCGAUAAGAGCCGGAUUGUCUUUGUCCAUGGGCUCGACAAGACCGAUAUCGUGGCCAGGGAGUUGAUGCGAACGACUGAAACCCCGGAUGGCUGGGACAGAUCCCCUUCCGCUCUGAAAUGGUCUGUCGAUGGAAGAUAUCUACUAAUAGAAGCCGAAGAUGUGGGGCGAGGAUGUCUUUUUUCCCUCGAUCUGGAAACGGAAGCUCCUGGACCUGAAUGGCGUCCUCUCCAGUUGACCAAAAGUGGAUAUAUCAUCGAUGUGGCUCCCUUGUCGUCAGACUCCAACCUGCUCCUUGUCUCAAGCAACAGCCUUGUCGACAAUAGCACCUACACGAUUAUUGAUCCUUUGGGCGAGGCUGCUCCUGUGGUGGUCUCAUCCCUCAGCCGCAUGGGUUCGAUGUUUGGUCUUUCACCCGAGCAAGUCUCAUCAGUGUGGUGGAAAGGAGCCAACGAGCACCCAGUCCAUGCUUGGAUGAUGAAGCCGUCAUUCUUCCGAGCGGAUCAGAAAUACCCUCUGGCCUAUCUGAUCCAUGGCGGUCCUCAAGGCGCCUGGAACGACCAGUGGUCGACUCGCUGGAAUCCUGCCGUGUUCGCAGAGCAAGGAUAUGUCGUGAUUUGUCCCAAUCCAACCGGGUCAACAGGUUAUGGGCAACAGUUUACCGAUGCCAUUCGGAAUCAGUGGGGCGGGCUACCUUACGAGGACCUUGUCAAAGGAUUCGAGUUCAUCGAGUCAGAGCUGGACUUUGUGGAUUCAUCUCGAGCCGUCGCUUUGGGUGCCAGCUACGGUGGUUACAUGAUGAAUUGGUUUCAAGGACAUGAUUUGGGCCGCAAGUUCAAGGCCCUCGUUUGCCAUGAUGGCGUUUUCAGCAUGACCGGCCAAUUGGCCUCGGAAGAACAGUAUUUCCCGAUCCAUGACCUAGGCGGGCCACUCUGGGAGAGACAAGAACUCUACGACAAAUGGGAUCCGAGUCGUUUCACCAAGCACUGGGCGACCCCUAUGCUUGUGGUCCACAAUGAACUGGACUACCGACUGACCAUCUCAGAGGGUCUAUCAGCAUUCAACGUGCUGCAGAUGAGGAACAUCGAAAGUCGGUUCCUGAGCUUCCCGGACGAGAACCACUGGGUGCUGAAGCCAGAAAACAGUCUUGUCUGGCACCUAGUCGUCAUCAACUGGAUCAACAAGUUUGUUGGGUUACCUAAGCUGGUUGAUCGCCAGGGCAGAGAUGGAUCGGCGUUCUGUCGGCAGCAAGGGCGCAGAAGACAGGCUACUAUGCGUAGGGGCUCAUCGCGCAUCGAACAGUAA